This is a messenger RNA of Physeter macrocephalus (sperm whale), 4124 nucleotides long. It is a transcript of the gene VEZT, whose product is annotated as vezatin, adherens junctions transmembrane protein. Gene Ontology annotation, molecular function: myosin binding. Gene Ontology annotation, cellular component: plasma membrane. The record is from RefSeq and is a predicted model, not a curated record. NCBI's taxonomy places the organism in Eukaryota, Metazoa, Chordata, Mammalia, Artiodactyla, Physeteridae. The transcript has 14 exons. The coding region runs from base 1352 to 3604 and encodes 750 amino acids. Gene Ontology annotation, biological process: cell-cell adhesion.
AUUAGCAAGUUUUAGUGAUUAUGCUAUGCUACAAAUUUUCAAGGAAUUAUGGAAGAAUUUAAACAUUGCUGUAAUGUGUUUCAGUGAUAUUGACAAUGCUCUUGUUUCAGAGAACAUGUUCUAGUUUUUGUCAAACUAUAGACAUGAUGAUGUGGAAUAAUGUAUCCUCGAACUUGGUGGUCCAUGUGCACGGUCAAAUGCUUGAAGACCUUGCUCUUAGAAUUAGUAUUUGGAGACAAGACAAUGGUAUUUUUACAUCACUCAUCUGAGCACAUGGUGUUGCAGUGUCUGUCCCGAGCAUGUCUUUGUCGUUUAAAAAAAAGAAAAAAUCCUGUUCAGUAUUGAAAAAGGAACUAAAUGUUUUACUUGAGAAUACGCAAGAAAAGUAAGUUGACUCUCAGGUUAAAUGCACUAUACAGUGCUGAAAUGCAGCUCUUCUGAAGGGCUCUUAUGCAAAACCUCAAACUUUGAUCACACUGAUAGCAGCAUGAAUUGAAGAAAUUCUAUAGGAGCAUACUAAAAUACAACUUACAGAAUACACAGUGAGGUGUGAGGAAGAAACAGUAAAUCAAUCAGCUGGGCACUCGUAAUUAGAAGAUGGCUUGAGCCUGAACAGGGACACAGCACAGCCUAUGUGAUGAAGGCAGAGCCAUAGACUACGGCUUCAGGAAAAAGAAUGCUGGCUAGUUUCUUCAUAGGUACUGGUGUACUUGGAGGAUGCUCCCAAGGCAAGAAGCUCCAAGAAAGUGAACCAAAUCAAACUUCUGAAAUGGAAAUUUUCAAAAGAUGAAGUCACCUUUGAGUGAGUCCUCCUAGUCUGGGAGGACUGGGGAUGGUCUGAAAGAAAAAGAAGGAAGAGUGAGGUUCCCAGGCCCAACUUCUGUUCCUCUGGUCCUUGCCCUAGAAUCUGACCACUUUCAUUUCUUCAAGGCUAGAUUCCGUAUAUAUCUUCAAAGUUAGUUCCUUUAUCUUGGAGCCUGACUACCCCCUGGAGGCUGAAGUGGGAAGGACAACAUAACCUCACACUCAGGCUGAGCAGCAACAGGACAAAGCUUAGAAAAUGAUGGACUCCAUAUCUUACGGGAUACAGGUUCGAGCCCUGGUCCGGGAAGAUCCCACAUGCCGCGGAGCAACUAAGCCCGUGGGCCACAACUACUGAGCCUGCGUGCCACAACUACUGAAGCCCAUGCUCCACAACAAGAGAAACCCACACACCACAACGAAGAGUAGCCCCCACUCGCCGCAACCAGAGAAAAGCCUGCACGCAACAAUGAAGACCCAAUGCAGCCAAAAAUAAAAAUUCUCCACUUUACCAGUACUUACAGGAUCUGGGACACACAGACUUCGAAGUAUGUUCUUCUCUGUCACCAAAACCAGAAAAAUGCACAGUGACAGAGGGACAACAAAAGCCUCCUGCAAGAGCCCUGCCAAAAGCAUCCUGUUAAAAGUGGCUGAAACCAUCAAAAGCUGGAUUUUGGUUCAGUGCAGUAAGAAUGAUGACUUACUUCACAAGUUGGAUAUUGGAUUCCGACUCAACUCACUACAUACCAUCCUGCAACAGGAAGUCCUGUUACAAGAGGAUGUGGAACUGAUUGAGCUACUUGAUCCCAGUGUCCUGUCUGCAGGGCAACCUCAACAACAGGAAAAUGGACACCUUCCAACACUUUGCUCCCUGGCGACCCCUAGUAUUUGGGAUGUCUCAGUGCUAUUUGCCUUCAUUAGUUUGCUCAUUAUGCUUCCCACUUGGUGGAUUGUAUCUUCCUGGCUGCUAUGGGGAGUGAUUCUAUUUGUUUAUCUGAUCAUAAGAGCUUUGAGAUUAUGGAGGACAGCAAAACUACAAAUAACCCUAAAAAAAUACAAUGUCUAUUUGGAAGAUAUAGCAACAAAUAGCCGAGGUUUUACUAACCUCGUGAGAAAAGCUUUACGUCUCAUUCAAGAAACUGAAGUCAUUUCCAGAGGAUUUACACUGGUCAGUGCUGCUUGCCCAUUUAAUAAAGCUGGACAGCAUCCCAGUCAGCAUCUCAUCGGUCUUCGGAAAGCUGUCUACAGAACUGUGAGAGCCAACUUUCAAGCAGCAAGGCUAGCUACCCUAUAUAUGCUGAAAAACUACCCCCUGAACUCUGAGAGUGACAAUGUAACCAACUACAUCUGUGUGGUGCCUUUUAAGGAGCUGGGCCUUGGACUUAGUGAAGAGCAGAUUUCAGAAGAGGAAGCACAUAACCUUACAGCUGGCUUCAGCCUGCCUGCAUUGAAGGUUUUGUUCCAACUCUGGGUGGCACAGAGUUCAGAGUUCUUCAGGCGAUUAGCCCUGUUACUUUCUACGGCUAAUUCACCUCCUGGGCCCUUACUUACUCCAGCACUUUUGCCUCAUCAUAUUUUAUCUGAUGUGACUCAAGGUCUACCUCAUGCUCAUUCUGCCUGUUUGGAAGAGCUUAAGCGCAGCUAUGAGUUCUAUCGGUACUUUGAAACUCAGCACCAGUCAGUACCCCAGCGUUUAUCCAAAACUCAGCAGAAGUCAAGAGAACUGAAUAAUGUUCACACAGCAGUACGCAGCUUGCAGCUCCAUCUGAAAGCAUUACUGAAUGAGGUAAUAGUUUUUGAAGAUGAACUUGAAAAGCUUGUUUGUACUAAAGAAACACAAGAACUAGUGUCAGAAGCUUAUCAAAUCCUAGAACAGAAAUUAAAGUUGAUUCAGCCCCAUGUUCAGGCGAGCAACAAUUGCUGGGAAGAGGCCAUUUCUCAAGUGGACAAGUUGCUGCGAAGAAACACAGAUAAAAAAGGCAAACCUGAAAUGGCAUGUGAAAACCCACACUGUACUGUGGUACCUUUGAUGCAGCCUCCUCUACACAUUGCAGACAAGGAUCCAAUCCCUGAGGAGCAGGAGUUAGAAGCUUAUGUAGAUGAUAUUGAUAUGGACAGUGAUUUCAGAAAGGAUGAUUUUUAUUACUUGUCUCAAGAAGACAGAGAGAGACAGGAGCGUGAGCAUGAAGAAUCCAAGAGGGUCCUCCAAGAACUAAAAUCUGUGCUGGGAUUUAAAGCAUCAGAGGCAGAAAGGCAGAAGUGGAAGCAACUUCUAUUUAGUGAUCAUGCUGUGUUGAAAUCCUUGUGUCCUGUAGACCCAGUGGAACCCAUAAGUAAUUCAGAACCAUCAGUGGAUUCAGAUAUGGGGAAAGUUUGUAAAAAUGAUACUGAAGAGGAAAAUAAUAAACCCUCUACAACCGACAAUGAAAUAAGUAAUAGGACUGAGUAUUUAUGUGAAUACCCUCUAGAUGGUAAAGAUAAAGACAAUUCUGCAAAUGAAGUCUUCCUCCAAGGAGCUGAAGAAAGAGUGUAUUACCAAUGUGAGAGUGAAGAUGAGUCCCAGCAGGCUGAUGCAGGUGGCCUGGCCCCUGCCCACCCAACCCACGGGGCCUCACCGCAGCCCUCCAUCAAGCAGAGGCUGGCACAGCUACAGCUGUCACCGGAUUUUACCUUCACUGCUGGCCUCGCUGCAGAAGUGGCUGCUAGAUCUCUCUCCUUUACUACCAUGCAGGAACAGACUUUUGGUGAUGAGGAGGAAGAACAAAUAAUGCAAGAAAAUGAAAAUGAGGUAGAAGAAAAGUAAGAACCAAGAUUUACAUUAAGGAUUUUAAAUUGUUCUUUUUUGUGAAAGUGUUUUAACUUCAAGACUAGAUAUUCCACUGGAAAGGGAAAAUGAGUGUAAGUUUACUAUAUUUAAAGCUAAGAUGUGAAUUUACAGGAAGAACCCUGGUUUGAACAACUGAUCUGAAAAGUCAUUUACCUGUAAAUGGCAGAUCUUUUAGGAAAAUAAGAGAAAGGUAAGGGCUCUUUUGAAUAAACUGCUACUUUAUUUUCGGCACAACUGAUUGAUCUUGGAAAUUCUUUAAGUAUCUUUAAUAACAAAUGAAUUUAUCAUUUCUUGCCAGAAUUUACUACCAUAAAAUGACUGGGGUAAUUCUGUUGCAAGAACAUUAACAUUUAGUAUGGCUCCUUUUUACUGUAUUCUUGCAGUUAAUGACUGCAGCUAUCAUGUCAGUAACAAGUUGUUUGUAUUUUAUUUUUGUUUAUACCAGUCUUAAAACAAAGAUACACGUUCUGAAUAAAAAAAAAUUGAAUUCAUGCAA